Molecule: messenger RNA, 1157 nt
Organism: Eubalaena glacialis (North Atlantic right whale)
Lineage: Eukaryota; Metazoa; Chordata; Mammalia; Artiodactyla; Balaenidae
Gene: THPO
Product: thrombopoietin
Exons: 5
Coding region: 1-1050 (349 amino acids)
Biological process (GO): cell population proliferation; positive regulation of ERK1 and ERK2 cascade; positive regulation of hematopoietic stem cell proliferation
Cellular component (GO): extracellular region
Molecular function (GO): cytokine activity; hormone activity
Source: RefSeq, a predicted model, not a curated record
AUGGAGCUGACUGAAUUGCUCCUCGUGGUCAUGCUUCUCCUAACUGCAAGACUAACUCUGUCCAGCCCGGCUCCUCCUGCCUGUGACCCCCGACUCCUAAAUAAACUGCUUCGUGACUCCCAUGUCCUUCACAGCAGACUGAGCCAGUGCCCAGACGUUAACCCUUUGUCCACACCCGUCCGGCUGCCUGCUGUGGACUUCAGCUUGGGAGAAUGGAAAACCCAGACAGAGCAGACCAAGGCACAGGACGUUCUGGGAGCCGCGACCCUUCUGCUGGAGGCAGUGAUGGCAGCACGGGGACAACUGGGACCCACUUGCCUCUCAUCCCUACUGGUGCAGCUUUCUGGACAGGUCCGCCUCCUCCUUGGGGCCCUGCAGGGCCUCCUAGGAACCCAGGGCAGGACCACAGCUCACAAGGAUCCCAGUGCCAUCUUCCUGAGCUUCCAACGACUGCUCCGAGGAAAGGUGCGUUUCCUGCUGCUUGUAGUGGGACCCACCCUCUGUGCCAAGCGGGCCCCACCUACCACAGCUGUCCCGGGGAACACCCCUCCAUUCCUCACACUGAACAAGCUCCCAAACAGGACUUCUGGAUUGUUGGAGACAAACUCCAGUGUCUCAGCCAGAACUACUGGCUCUGGACUUCUGAACAGGCUGCAGGGAUUCAGAGCCAAGAUUCCUGGUCUGCUGAACCAAACCUCCAGGUCCCUAGACCAAAUCCCUGGAUACCUGAACAGGACACAUGGACCCCUGAGUGGAAUUCACGGACUCUUUCCUGGACCCACACCCAGGGCCCUAAGAGCCCCGGAUAUUCCUCCGGAAACUUCAGACAUGGACUCCCUGCCACCCUACCUCCAGCCUGUAGAGUCUCCUUCCCCAGCCCAUCCUCCUCCUGGACAGUACACACUCUUCUCUCCUUCACCAACCUUGCCCAUCCCCACGGUCCAGCUCCAACCCCUGCUUCCUGACCCCUCUGCUAUCACACCCAACUCUACCAGUCGUCUUCUAGUUGCAGCCCACUCUCACUUCCGGAAUCUGUCUCAGGAAGAGUAAGGUACUCAGGCACUGCCGACAUCAGCAUCGCCUCCCAAGUACAAUCCCCUUACUCGGAGGAGAGGCCCUGGGAGACAACUGCAGCUAUACAGGCAUACCUCAUUUUA